AAAGAAAAAAUGAAAACUAAAAAAUUCAAAAUUCGAUAGAGAAAAGGGGAAAAAACUGAAAAAAGAAGUGAGAAACCACUGCAUUUAGAGGAAAAGCUGAGCGUAAAUCAUCAAGAUCUGGUCUUGGGUUUCUCAAUUUCGAAUUGUAAUUGACGCAUUUCCUUUGAAUACUUCGACAAUUUUCGGUUGGCACCCCCAAUUUGAACUUGCGGUUGGCGGGUGAAGGGUUGGGGGAACUCGAGGGUUUUGAUUUAAUUGGAAAAGAAUUGGGUUUGGUUUUAGAGAAUUGUGAGGAAAUCAAAUGCCGGAGGAGGAUUUGGUGGAGCUGAAGUUCAGAUUGUACGAUGGAUCAGAUAUCGGUCCGUUCCGAUAUUCGCCGGCGUCGACUGUUGCUAUGCUGAAGGAAAGAGUUGUGGUAGAGUGGCCUAAAGAUAAAAAAGUUUCCCCAAAAGCAGCAAAUGAUGUGAAAUUAAUAAGUGCUGGGAAAAUUUUGGAGAAUAACAAGACUGUUGCACAGUGCAAGAUGCCAUUUGGAGAGCUGCCAAAAGGAGUUAUAACCAUGCAUGCUGUUGUACAGCCAUCGGUAGCGAAAGCUAAGACAGAGAAGAAGGUUGAUGAGAUUCCCAAGAAGAACGUCUGUUCGUGUUCCAUCAUGUGAAGUGUAAGUUUAAUUCAGCCUUUAUCUUCUGGACUUCUAGGGAGUUCACCUGCGCCAUCAUCAGAUUGUGAAGUCGGAAAAACCCAAUAAUUUGUAAACAGUCAUUAUUCACUGUAUGUUUGAGAGCAUUUCUGUGUAACAGUUGAUUGUCAUGCAUGCUUGUUUCUAUAAAAAUUUGCUGCUUGUACAUGUGUAGGUGCAGAACUUUUACAUACUAUGAGAAUACAUCUUUGGCCACAAUACUAUAUGGAAAUUCUUGUGAAUGCAA
Messenger RNA from Salvia splendens (bonfire salvia), 926 nucleotides. RefSeq names its product membrane-anchored ubiquitin-fold protein 4. The transcript is spliced from 3 exons. Bases 302 to 658 code for a protein of 118 amino acids. Gene Ontology annotation, molecular function: protein binding. The record is from RefSeq and is a predicted model, not a curated record. Lineage: Eukaryota; Viridiplantae; Streptophyta; Magnoliopsida; Lamiales; Lamiaceae.